AUGUCCUGUGCUAUCUCUGCCUUAACAGUGGAGUCACCUUCCUCCUCUUCCUCUUCCUCCUCCCCUGGCUACUUCGGCACAGAUUCUCCAAAUCUAGAACGUUACCCUCGACGUGGGCGACGACACUCCUACGACUCGCCUGUCUCUCGACGUUCUCACAUUUACGAUGCAGACGCCAUCUUUGUCCGUGUUGAUUUGUUUCUGUCCGAACUCGAGCGGCGCUUAGCAUGGCUGGACAAUUAUCGACAAGAGCGCAUCCUUCACCUGGAUGCCACCCUGAAGCAAGGCUAUGCCGCGCUCGAAGCUGUGCGAGAUUCGUGCUCAUAUGCUUCCGGAGAGCUGAUAUGGGGCGCCGCCAAGCAGAGAGCUAAGAUCUGCGUGGAGACAUUGGAGUCACGCUUCAGCAAUGCCAUACCAUCAAAACAAUCCUUGGAACAAAAAGCGCAGGCCAGCAUGAAAUUGAUGGACAGCUAUUUGUCGGAAUUGGAAGCACGGGCACAUGCCAGACAAUCAAACUUUUCAGCGGCUAUCGAUGAAGGGUGGAAGAGAGUGGACAACUCGAUAGCGCACACUCGAGAAAUCAUAGAUGAAGGCUUUGACCGAGCAAGAAAAGCCAAGGAGGUGCUCAAAGAAAGCAUCUCAAGUGCCUUGUUACAGGCAGCUGAGACGCGUCUCAUCAGAUAUGAAGACUUGCCCCAUCCCUGGCAAGUAAACCCGCACAUCAUCCGGGGCUACCGAUUCACCGAAUCCAAGGUCGAAUGCCUAACGUCCAUCUUCAAACCCUCCAACGAAACCGUCAACAUCUGGUCCCACGUCAUCGGGCUCAUUAUCGUCCUCGCCAUAGCAUUCUAUUUCUACCCAACCUCUGCCACCUUCCCCCUCAGCACCAAAACCGACGUCUUGAUCUCCGCCAUCUUCUUCGCCGCCGCCUGCAAAUGCCUCAUCUGCUCCACCAUGUGGCACACCAUGAACGGCAUCGCCGACAAAACCCUGCUCGAACGCUUCGCCUGCGUUGACUACACGGGAAUCUCCUUUCUCGUCGCAGCCAGCAUCCUCUCCACAGAAUGGACAGCCUUCUACUGCGAACCCGUCUCCCGCAGCGUCUACAUGGCCUUGACCGCUGUGCUCGGCAUCCUCGGCACCAUCCUCCCGUGGCAAUCGACCUUCAACCGCGCCGAUAUGGCCUGGGCGCGCGUAGCCUUCUACGUCACCCUCGCCGCCACGGGCUUCGCGCCCGUCAUUCAGUUGAACAUGACCAGGGGCCCGGAGUGGAGUUUCUACUUCUACGCCCCCAUCGCGAAGAGCCUGUUCGUCUACGUGGCCGGCGCCAUGAUCUACGCCUCCCAUGUUCCCGAGCGAUGGUUCCCCGGCGCGUUUGACUAUGUGGGUGGGAGUCACAAUAUUUGGCAUCUGGCUGUGCUGGGCGGGAUCCUGUUCCACUACACGGCUAUGAUUCAGUUCUUUAAUGGCGCGUUUAGGAGGGCGGUCGAGGCGGGCGAUUGUUUGGCAUAG
Endocarpon pusillum Z07020 is the source of this 1512-nucleotide messenger RNA. RefSeq lists its product as uncharacterized. The record is from RefSeq and is a predicted model, not a curated record. Lineage: Eukaryota; Fungi; Ascomycota; Eurotiomycetes; Verrucariales; Verrucariaceae. Bases 1 to 1512 code for a protein of 503 amino acids. Gene Ontology annotation, cellular component: membrane. Gene Ontology annotation, molecular function: signaling receptor activity. The transcript has a single exon.